Molecule: messenger RNA, 1502 nt
Organism: Mus caroli (Ryukyu mouse)
Lineage: Eukaryota; Metazoa; Chordata; Mammalia; Rodentia; Muridae
Gene: Lipn
Product: lipase family member N
Molecular function (GO): hydrolase activity, acting on ester bonds
Source: RefSeq, a predicted model, not a curated record
CUCUAGCUUCUAACUGUCACUGUAGUCAAAGCUUCAGCCAAAGCUUCAGCCUGAUGUCAAAAGCAAAAGUUCGGAAGUCCUCUGGGCAGGUGACGCUCACCUAACAAGGUAAGAAUGGAGAUUCAUCCCAACCAGGAGACAGAUAAGAGUGGACAUCAGGUGCAGUGGGACUGUCUACAUGCCCUUCCUAGACCUGUCACCUGUUGGCUCUGGGACCUUGGGCAGAUCGCAUGCCUAUGAUGUGGCUAUUUUUAACAACAGCUUGUUUGAUACCUGGAACUUUAAGCGCUGGUGGAUUCUUGGAUUUUGAAAAUAAAGUAAAUCCAGAAGUGUGGAUGAAUGCUAGUGAAAUAAUCAUGUACAAUGGCUACCCCAGUGAAGAGUAUGAUGUCACCACCGCAGAUGGGUACAUUCUCGCCAUCAACAGAAUUCCCCAUGGGAGAGCACAGACUGGGCAGACAGGUCCCCGGCCAGUUGUAUAUAUGCAACAUGCCUUGUUUGCAGACAAUGCCUACUGGCUUGAGAAUUUUGCCAAUGGAAGUCUAGGGUUCAUACUAGCAGAUGCAGGUUAUGAUGUGUGGAUGGGAAACAGUCGAGGAAACACUUGGUCAAGAAGACACAAAACUCUUUCAGCAAAUGAAGAGAAAUUCUGGGCUUUUAGCUUUGAUGAAAUGGCCAAAUACGACCUCCCAGGGAUAAUAGAUUUCAUUGUGAAUAAAACAGGUCAGGAGAAGUUGUACUUCAUUGGACAUUCACUCGGCACUACAAUAGGAUUCGUAGCCUUUUCCACCAUGCCUGAACUGGCGCAAAGAAUCAAAAUGAAUUUUGCUUUGGGUCCUGUGAUCUCAUUCAAAUAUCCUACAAGCAUUUUUACCAAUGUGUUUCUACUUCCAAAAUCCAUAAUCAAGCUUGUGUUUGGCACCAAAGGUGUCCUUUUAGAAGAUAAGAAUGCAAGGAUGUCAUUUAUCACAUUCUGCAACCAAAAGCUACUCCAACCAAUGUGUAGUGAAUUUAUGGCCUUGUGGGGUGGAUUCAACAAAAAAAAUAUGAAUAUGAGUCGACUGGAUGUGUACAUGUCCCAUGCUCCCACGGGAUCAUCAAUUCAGAACAUUCUACACAUAAAGCAGCUUUACCGAUCUGAUGAAUUCAGAGCUUAUGACUGGGGAAGUGAAGCUGAAAAUAUGAAUCACUACAACCAGAGUUACCCUCCCUUGUAUGACCUGACGGCCAUGAAGGUACCCACUGCCAUUUGGGCUGGUGGACAUGAUGUGCUCGUAACUCCUCAAGAUGUAGCCAGGAUACUUCCCCAAAUUACAAAUCUACGCUACUUCAAGCAUUUUCCAGAUUGGAACCAUUUUGAUUUUGUCUGGGGUCUUGAUGCCCCUCAAAGACUGUACAGUAAAAUCAUAGGUUUGAUGAAAGAAUACCUCUAAAUACAGUCCAUCAACUUUUCAGUCAAACUUUGCUUCCAUGCCCAUGAGAGGCUUUAGGAAAAUCCCUGG